ACAUAUUUCACUAACGUGCUUAGGUGUCGUUAUGAAAUCCAACAAAAUACCUUAAAUCUCUUAAUUCUUCUAUGGCUAUGUCCUAAAAGUUCCUUCUUCAAUACAAAAAAAAAUGGGAUGUCUCUGUAUCAAUCUGAAGAAGAAGCUCAAGAAACCAACACCAGACAACAAUGGAGAACAAAACACAGAGGUACAGAGCAGAGAAAUAACACCAACACAACAACCUCGUCAAAGACAAUCAGCUCCAAGAGCCAAGUUCCAGAUUGUGGUGCAACCUCAUAAACUCCCACUUCCACUUCCAGUUCAUCAGCUUCAAGAAAAACAAAAGCUAAUCAAUCCUCAAAAACUGAUCAGUCUGCAACAACCAGAACCCAUCUUAGGGAAACCAUUUGAAGACAUUAAGGAGAAGUACAGUCUCGGUCGUGAAUUAGGUCGUGGCCAAUUCGGACAACCAAACAUUGUGGAGAUCAAAGGAGCUUAUGAAGACAGACAAAGUGUUCAUCUUGUAAUGGAGCUUUGUGAAGGCGGCGAGCUUUUUGAUAAGAUCACUAAAAGAGGACAUUACUCAGAGAAAGCAGCCGCAGAGAUCAUUAGAAGUGUGGUUAAAGUUGUACAGAUUUGUCAUUUCAUGGGUGUGAUUCAUCGCGACCUUAAACCCGAAAACUUCUUGUUGUCCAGUAAAGAUGAAGCUUCCUCAAUGCUCAAGGCUACUGAUUUUGGUGUUUCAGUUUUCAUCGAAGAAGGGAAAGUGUAUGAAGACAUUGUUGGAAGUGCAUAUUACGUUGCACCGGAGGUUCUGAAGAGAAACUACGGCAAAGCAAUAGAUAUUUGGAGCGCCGGAGUUAUCCUAUACAUCCUUCUCUGCGGCAAUCCUCCAUUUUGGGCCGAGACUGAUAAGGGAAUAUUUGAGGAGAUUUUGAGAGGAGAUAUCGAUUUUGAGUCGGAACCAUGGCCGUCGAUUUCAGAGAGUGCUAAGGAUUUGGUGAGGAACAUGUUAAAGUAUGAUCCCAAGAAACGGUUUACUGCAGCUCAAGUCCUAGAACAUCCGUGGAUACGAGAAGGUGGAGAAGCUUCUGAUAAGCCAAUCGAUAGCGCGGUUUUGUCGCGGAUGAAGCAACUCCGAGCUAUGAAUAAGCUUAAGAAGCUUGCAUUUAAAUUUAUCGCGCAAAAUCUCAAAGAAGAGGAACUAAAGGGUCUCAAGACAAUGUUCGCAAACAUGGAUACUGAUAAGAGCGGUACAAUCACCUACGAGGAAUUGAAAACCGGACUGGAAAAACUCGGUUCGAGGUUAACCGAAACCGAAGUUAAACAGCUCUUGGAAGAUGCUGAUGUCGAUGGGAACGGUACGAUUGAUUACAUUGAGUUCAUUUCAGCUACUAUGAACCGGUUCAGAGUAGAAAGAGAGGAGAAUUUGUUCAAAGCAUUUCAACAUUUCGAUAAAGAUAAUAGCGGGUUUAUUUCGAGACAAGAAUUAGAAACAGCAAUGAAAGAGUAUAAUAUGGGAGAUGAUACCAUGAUCAAAGAGAUUAUCUCAGAAGUUGAUGCUGAUAACGCUAAGAAGCAGCAAACGCCGUCUCGGAAUCCUAGUGUGAAGUCUGGUAAAGGAGGAGGUUGAAGUGAAGCAGGCAAUCAAUUCGUUGGGCUUAA
Messenger RNA from Arabidopsis arenosa, 1647 nucleotides. Lineage: Eukaryota; Viridiplantae; Streptophyta; Magnoliopsida; Brassicales; Brassicaceae. The record is from the annotation of a GenBank genome assembly.